CCGUAUUUGCAUUUCUUCUGUUGCUUUUCUUUCUUUAAUAUUUCUUUUUUGUUUAUAAAUAGUAACAUUAAUUCACCGAUGCUUUGGAUGCCAUGACAUUGACCUUGCUGACCGGCCUCGGUGGCGUAGUGGUUAGGCCAUCGGACUACAGGCUGGUAGGUAUUGGGUUCGGAUCCCAGCCGAGACAUGGGAUUUUUAAUCCAGAUACCGACUCCAAACCCUGAGUGAGUGUUCUGCAAGGCUCAAUGGUGCUUCCAUUCACACUACAACUUUGGAGACACAUCGACAUCGGCAAAUGUUUAUUCCAGGCAGCUUUUAGACAAGUAACAAAAUAAGAAAUGAGACAGUUCUAACUUUUAAGGUCCUUUGUCAUAAAUGAAGUAUGUCUACCAAUGAUCAGAGAUGUGUCAACCAUUGUGGAACCAACCAUGAUCUGGAAGUACAAACAUCAGCACAUGCUUGUGAGAAACCUUUUCGAUGUGGGAUGUGUUUAAAGUGUUUCUCAUGCAAGAGUAAGAUUAAGCAGCAUAUGAGAAUCCACACUGGUGAACGACCAUAUCAGUGUGAAGUGUGCAGAAAGUGUUUUCGUCUGAGUUACGGCUUGAAAACUCACAUGUUAGUACACAAUGAAGUCAAGAAUUUUAAAUGUAAAGUUUGUGAAAAACAUUUUUCUUAUGGUUCCACCUUGAACAGUCAUAUGUUGUUUGACACUGGUGUUAAAUCUUUUCAAUGUGAGGUGUGUGCAAAAUGUUUCUCACACAGUGGCGAUUUGAAAUCGCAUAUGUUGGUUCACACUGGUGUUAAAUCUUUUCAAUGUGAGGUGUGUGCAACCUGUUUCUCACGCAGUUACAACUUGAAACGGCAUAUGUUGAUUCACACUGGUGUUAAUCCUUUCAAAUGUGAGGUCUGUGCAAAAUGUUUCUCACACAGUGGCGAUUUGAAAAAUGAUAUGUUGUGUCAAACUGGUGUUAAAUCCUUUCAAUGUGAGGUGUGUGCAAAAUGUUUCUCACACAGUGGCGAUUUGAAAGGGCAUAUGUUGAUUCACACUGGUGUUAAACCUUUGAAAUGUGAGGUUUGUGCAAAACGUUUCUCAGAGAGUUAUAAUUUGAAAAAACAUAUGUUGGUUCACACUGGUGUUAAAUCUUUUCAAUGUGAGGUGUGUGCAAAAUGUUUCUCACAAAGUGGCCAUUUGAAAGGGCAUAUGUUGAUUCACACUGGUGUUAAACCUUUGAAAUGUGAGGUUUGUGCAAAACGUUUCUCACACAGUGGCGAUUUGAAAAAACAUAUGUUGGUUCACACUGGUGUUAAAUCUUUUCAAUGUGAGGUGUGUGCAAAAUGUUUCUCACUCAGUAACGCCUUGAAACAGCAUAUGUUGAAUCACACUGGUGUUAAAACUUUCAAAUGUGAGGUGUGUGCAAAAUGUUUCUCACACAGUUGCUUUUUGAAACAGCAUAUGUUGAUUCACACUGGUGUUAAAUCUUUUCAAUGUGAGGUGUGUGCAAAAUGUUUCUCACGCAGUCAGGGUUUGAACCAACAUAUGUUAAUUCACACUGGUGUUAAAUCUUUUCAAUGUGAGGUGUGCACGAAGUGUUUCUUACAGAGUGGCAAACUUGAAACGGCAUAUGUUGAUUCACACUGGUGUUAAAUCUUUUUAAAGCUGCCUUUCCAUUAGUGCGGUUAUUUCCGCACGGCUAGCCGUUUGUUCAUUUACAAAUUAGAAACAGUGCUCAGAUAUAUCAUGAGGUUCACGAAUCAGUGGCGUAGCGUGGGCGGGGCACAAAAUUCUGGACUGGUGGAAGGGACUAAGGGAGUGCUAACAGUCCACUGGUUAGGGGGCGCAAUACUUGCCUUGCCCCGGACGCUGGCAACCCACGCUACGUCACUGUCAUGAAUUACUUUAUAACUUGUACAUGUCUAUUUUUGCCCACAAAGAUUCAUUUCGUUCUCGGUGAAUGUUAAGUUUUUAAUAUCUGAUACUCGAAAUAAAACAUGGGCUCGGA
This is a messenger RNA of Gigantopelta aegis, 2000 nucleotides long. Its product is annotated as zinc finger protein 429-like. The record is from RefSeq and is a predicted model, not a curated record. The transcript is spliced from 2 exons. Gene Ontology annotation, biological process: negative regulation of transcription by RNA polymerase II; regulation of cytokine production; regulation of immune system process. Lineage: Eukaryota; Metazoa; Mollusca; Gastropoda; Neomphalida; Peltospiridae. The coding region runs from base 383 to 1645 and encodes 420 amino acids.